AUGCAAAUCAUUCUUCCUCUCCUCGCUGGUGCUGGCCUUGCCACUGCCGGAUUAAUCCCAAGAGGUUCCCCGACUGUCAAGAGAGACAGCUGGGGUGGUGCCGUCUCACUCGGUCCAUCAAAGGCAAACAUCGUCAACGCCGUCACGACCAUCAUUCCGGGUACAGCUCCCUCCACACAGAAUGGAGAGCUUUUCCUGUGGCCUGGUAUGUCAAAUGGUACAGGUGAUCUGAUCCAAACCACCCUGGAGAGCUGGCCCGAUAACUCGUGGUGCGGCGCGACAACUGGACAGUGGUGUGUGCGUGCCAGUGUCUUCGGGUCCUUUGGACAGUACAGUGGCGAUGGCAGCCCUGUUAGUGGAACUGAUCAUGUGCGAAUUGAGUAUAACCUCGAGAGUGAUGGACAGACCUGGAUUCAUUACGGUACCGGAACCGAGUGUGAUGAUGAUUGCACCGGUACUAUCGCUGCCCAGCAGUACCUCAACACGACCAUCACCCUCGAUGCUGGUGAUGCCACCUUCGGAGACACUAUUGUCACCAGCUCUGGUGCCAGUUAUACUGGACUCGCCUCAAGCCAAAGUGGCAAGGUCUGGACUAUCAAGGCUAUGAACAUUCCGGCCAUGUCCUAA
Penicillium malachiteum is the source of this 627-nucleotide messenger RNA. RefSeq lists its product as uncharacterized. NCBI's taxonomy places the organism in Eukaryota, Fungi, Ascomycota, Eurotiomycetes, Eurotiales, Aspergillaceae. The transcript has 2 exons. The record is from RefSeq and is a predicted model, not a curated record. Bases 1 to 627 code for a protein of 208 amino acids.